Messenger RNA from Menidia menidia (Atlantic silverside), 6679 nucleotides. The record is from the annotation of a GenBank genome assembly. Lineage: Eukaryota; Metazoa; Chordata; Actinopteri; Atheriniformes; Atherinopsidae.
GGUGGGACUGGAGUGGAGCUGCGUUCAGCGGACUGACAACACAGCAAUGCGGACGAAGGGGGACAAAAACAGGAGGAAUAGUUCGGUUUUCUGUAUCAGCCCGGCGGGUCGGGGCUUCAUUUGACUGUGAGGUACAACCAAGCGGAUAUUUCGCCUCCAGAAACACGCCGAAGAAGAUAUUAGCGGGCUUGAAGCAAAACCGGGGCGGAUAUAUCCCGAGGAAAACCCAAAACCACAUCCGUAUUCCCAACCCCGGUGGCCGUGCGGAAUAGUCUACAAAAAGAAUGAUUGCCUGAAUAUUUUUCUACUGUCUUGUAUCGUCUCUUUUUUUUUUUUUUUGCCAGCCACGCAUAUUAUUUUUUAAAAUAGACCCACUAUGGUGGACUCCCCUACCAUGAAGAAGACUUUUGUGGUCCCAGACAUAAAGCCAUUGGAUUUGUACGACUGCACUAAAUCAAAAAUAUGCGCAAGUGUCGGAUGGCUGCUGGCGAAGUCCUACGGCAGUGCAGAAAAUGUCCCUGCAGAGCUGCGUGACCCCUUCUACUGUGACCAGUAUGAACAGGAGCAUCUCAAACCUCCAGUCACUCGCCUCCUGCAGUCCUCGGAGCUCUACUGUCGUACCUACAGCUUACUACUUAGGAGUGCUGGAGCUGAGGCGCAGCCCAAAGACAACGUUGCACUGCUGCAACUCCUCACUCAGAGAUGCAUUGUCGCCAAAGACCGGGAUACAGUUGUAACGGAUGCAGACCUUCGACAUAAACCCAUCAAAAUGAGUGCUCACCUUGCAGUGAUGGAUGCCUUAAUGGCCGUGGGAGCCAUGGAGACGGUGACUGCGGUGAAGACAUGUGGUUCUGCUGAGUUACUGGGUGGAGCUGCGAGCUGGGAGGAUGCUCUACUUUAUUGGGUUAAUGGGCUGAAUCAAAAGCUACGGGAGCGUACUGAAGGAGCCCAGGAUGACUCUUCUCAGGAAGCUACAGAGCCUCAACCUGUCGAACCAUCUCUUCGAUACCGGAAGGAUAAAAUUCAGUCCAAACUAAAGCCGAUUUUCCCUGUUGUAAAUGAAGUUAAAGAUCUGUCCAAUGGUUGUGCUGUUGCUGCUGUCAUACAUUACUAUUGCCCUGGCCUACUAAGACUUGAAGACGUUUGUAUGAAGGACUCCAUGUCUGUAGCAGACAGCCUGUACAACCUGCAGUUCAUCCGGGAAUUCUGCGACAGCUGUCUAAAAGGCUGCUGUAGCUUGGCACUGGAGGACAUGUUGUACACCCCACAAGAGCUUCAGCUGAACUUUCUGAGCUUCCUGUCAGAACUGCUUUGCUGGUUUGAAGUACAAAGGCCAGACUUUGUUCAGCCCGUAGACACAUUGGAUGGAUCCACACCACUAACACCAAGUAGCUUGAGUGGUAACAGUACCUCCCCCUCAAUCUUCAAGAAGCCCUUCCUUCCAAUUUCCUCCCCUGCAUUAGGAUCUUUGACUCAGUCUACCUCAAUGUCUCAUAUAGAAGGAGUUGGAAAGACAUGGAGCAAGAAACCUCUGAGUCGGCCCUUAUCAGCAGUGUCCUUCAGCAUUCCUUUUGGCCUGGACAGUGAUGUGGAUGUUGUGAUGGGCGACCCUGUUAUAACCCGAUCUGUCAGCUCAGAUCAGCUCAACCGAGGUGGACAAAACACAACCCGAGUACCCUACACUCCCCCUGAAGACCUCAGCCAUUUACUCAACAAACCACCUGGACCCAACGGUCCCCAGAGAGCAUCAUGGGCCACUCAGACUCCCAGUAUUCCACGAGUGGCAGAAGAGAAUGGCCAUGACACAACUGAAACAGGAGAGCUGCCAACCAUAGAAGAGGCCCUUCAAAUAAUUCAUAAUGAGAGCAAAAUGGAGCCUCGUUUACACCCUGAUGGUGCUCCUGAUGGCUUUUACCUCCACUCUCCUGAUGACCCUGCUAGUUCUAGAUUUAACAGCACCCCGACGCCCAUCAGUAGCUCUGCCCCAACACGCUCAGGGAUGAUGUAUCGGCCCACAGGAGAGACACGGGACCCAGUUCGCACCAGAAACACUUCUGAAUGUUCACGUGACGAUGACUCAGUUCUGAGAGAUGGCAGUGUAGAUUCGGAUGCCUCAGAAGAUCAGCCGAAGGCCCAGUCCACACCAAACACACCAGCUGCCAGUGCUGUCUCUUCUAGAGGCCAUAGCAAGGAGGUGUCUGAUAGCGGUGUGAAGAUGACCAGCUUUGCUGAACGUAAAAAGAAACAGAAUAUUGAGUCUCCUAAAGCCAGCAACCCGUCUUCUCCACAGUUGACCACGUGGGCGCAGAAGUCCGAAGAAAGCCCGAGCAAGAGCCCGCAGCUCAGCAAUGAGAUGUCUGAGCUGGGGGUUCGGCUUGAAGAAAAGCGCAAAGCGAUUGAAGCCCAGAAGAAACGCAUUGAGGCUAUUUUUGCAAAACACCGACAAAGACUGGGGAAGAGUGCCUUUCUGCAGUUGAAAAAAGAGCAGGAUGACGAUGAGGGGAAAGGAGGUCAGGUUAGCACCUCAUCUACAGAGGAAGACCUCUCUCGCUUGACAUUAGAGGAAAGGCUGGCUCGAAUGGAAGAAGAGGAGCAGCAGGAGCAAAAAGAACAGCACCCCUCUGUGGAGGAGGAAGGUAACAUUAAAGGAGGAUUUGUACUCGGCAAAGAGGUCGACCAGACCAAGGAAAAGGCAGGUGCACCAGGGGGAAAGAGCUCGGAAGCAUCUGGGGACAAAGUAGUUGCUCCUUUAGGAGACUAUAACAAUGCUGUGUCCAAGUUAACUGCAGCUCUCACCUCCCUGCAAAGCGAUAUGCAGCGGCUGACUGAGCAACAAGGUCAACUGAUCAAGAAGAAAGCCCCAUCUCCCAGCAAUAAGUCAUGGGUUAUUCCAUCCAGCCCCUCUGCUUCUUCAGCGACCGCACACCCUGCACGCCUGUCCCGAGAAUCCACACGAGGUUUAAACUCAACUUCUUCCUCCCCUUCUCCAUCUCGUAAACUCUCCUACCAUGCCACUCCUCCAAAAUCUCCUCAAGCUCACCGGAGAGCCCAGUCUGUACCUCCUAAAAGCCCCAAACACAGUCGUAAAAUGGAGAUGAAGGUCCCAAUUUCAUCAAGAGUUAUCACCGCACCUCAGAACGUGGACCGCAUCCCCCAUCUUCGUCGAGGAAGUCCCUGGCAAUCCCAAGUCCAAACUUCUUCAUCCUUCUCAAUAGGUGACUCCCAUAACCCAGAUGAGCUGCACUCAACCCCUCUCCCCACCCCCACAGAGACCCCUGUACCAACUCCUACUCCCACUCCACAGCCUCCUGCUGAUGACAGCCUGUCAGAGGUCGGCUCCAAUGAUGGACACAGUGUGUUUAGCAUUGACCUAGAGGCAGGGCCCUCACAUACUCCUAUGGUAAGGAAGGAGCGGCUUGCGAGUGGGGGGUGCAGCUCCGGUGCUCCAUCAGAGUGUUCCUUUGAAAGUGAGGCGCCAACAGGGAUGUUAAACGGAAAAUGCAGUAGCUUGAUAGAGAUCCCACUGUCUGCCUUGAGAGGAGAUGGGGAGGAGGAAGACCAUAUGCCCGACGCUUUCUCUGAUUCAAUGAGCGACCAGACUGAGCCAGAUUCAAAAUUGGGAGUUGGGUUCUUUUUCAAGGAUGACAAAGAUCGAUCAGAGGAUGAGAUGGCCCAGCGAAGAGCAGCUUUGCUGGAGAAACAACAAAAAAGAGCAGAAGAACUGAAGAGGCGCAAACUUGAACAGGAAAAAGAAAAAGAGUCAAACAAGCCACAGUGGAUGAUUAUCGAGGGCUGGGGGAAUAAGGCCGACGACAGGCCUCAGACCCCAGGCACCCCCCCAGCAUCAUGCACACCACCAGCUGAAGGGACUCCCCAGCGCAGAGGAGACUUCACUAGGCAAGAGUACGAGAGACGACACCAGCUGAAGAUCAUGGAAGACUUGGACAAGGUGUUGAGGCAGAAACCUACCACAGUUCGUGGUGUCAAGAAGCAAAGACCCAAAACUGUCUUCAGAGAUGACUCUGUCCUGUCCAACAGCCCUGUCAAAGGUUCCAUAGGCACUAAGCUUAACAGAGUUUACUCCCACUCAACAAUGAACCUGUCCUCUAUGGCGAAUGACUCCGGAGGCAUGACGAUCAGGAAAUCUCCAAGCCGUUCACACUCUCCUUCCCGGUCACGGUUAAUGUCACCCGGACGAAUGAGUGCUCAGAAUGGGGAAAAGGACUGGGAGAAUGGCUCCACCAUUUCCUCCCCUGCCUCCAUUCCUGAAUACACAGGACCAAAGCUGUACAAGGAGCCAAGCUUUAAGUCCAACAAGUUCAUCAUUCAUAAUGCCAUUACUCGCUGCUGCCUUGCUGGCAAAGUCAAUGAACCACAGAAAAACAAGAUUGUAGAAGAAAUGGAGAAGAGCACAGCCAAUCACUUCCUCAUCCUCUUCAGAGAUUCCAGCUGCCAGUUCAGAGCAGUUUAUACAAUGAACCCUGAAACUGAGGAGAUGGUACGGAUCACUGGCAUUGGACCUCGAGUCAUUACACCUGAGAUGGUGGAGUCCAUUUACAAGUACAGCUCUGACCGCAAGCAGUUCACGGCCAUCCCGUCCAAAACCAUGUCCAUGAGUGUUGACGCCUUUACCAUCCCUGGCCAUUUUUGGCAAAAGCGCCCAGGAACUCCCAAGAAGCUUAGCACCCCCAAAUAAAGCCUUACCCAAGACGGAUAAGGAUAUUAGCAUUCAGGGAAUCAGAUCCCAUCUUGACUUGACACAUUUCCUCUUGCUUUGCCGGUGUGACACUACAGGUUUUUAGGUCUAGCGGCGGACAGCACGAUUGACAGUUUGUGGCCAGUUAUUAACCUGGACCCCGAGAAUAAUCCUGUUAGCUAUAAAUACCAGACAAUGGGGAAAUCACCCACUUAAUCAGCCAAUGCAAUUGUAAUAGUUGUAUCUUCUGAGCUUUUUGACAGGCUCUACGUUGUUUUUUUCAGAUUGUAAAAGGAAAUAUGACGAAUUCUAUUCAGAAAAUGAAUUCUUCUUCCCUCGACUCUUCAUGCCUUGCCUUACCCUGCCGUGCCAGAGUCCCUUUUGAGACUCUUGGUAAGCAUUGGAGGGGAAAACCACACAGCCUUUGCCCACACGACAGUAUUUUGGGCACAAGUAGUUCCAACCCCUCGGCUUGCUUUUCCUUUCGCUGCAUUUUCUUCCUCCAGGGCUCACUUCAGGAUACUGAGGCAAGUAGGUAAGCUCUCAGUUCUCACUGGAGUUCUCAGCUGAAGUGAAAUGGCAGGUAACACUGCUCUCAUGAAUGUAGGGCACACUCUAAAACAGCUCACUUCAUUCAGGGGUGUUUUUCACUGUUUAGUCUGGACCAGAAAAAUAAAACCAUGAUAGAUGGUCCCUUACAGGGCUGCACUGGUGGUGGAUACUGUGGAUGCCAAUGGACACACACACACCUACAAACGGCCUGUGCCCCAUAGUUUGUGCACUCCACUCCAACUCUCCUUCGGCUGUAGACAUCUGGAUGUUUUUUAUACUCUUUUGACAUGUUUUGCGGGACAAAUAAUUUCAGUCAUCGUGUGCUGAAAGAAGAAUGAAAUUUAAUGUGACUUUUUUCUCAUACUUGCUCUCUCAUUGAAAUGUAAUCUGAGCUGGUCUUGAAAAAGAAUCAUAGAAACAUGAAGGAGAGCUCUAUCAUGUUUAUCAUUACUUGGAUACCACUCUUUAUGAAAAUGAUAAUCAAUGCUAAUUUAAUAUAUACUGAAUGCUGAUGAAUCAGAUUUUUUUUUUGACAAUGAUUUAUAAAGUAAGUUGAGCUAAGUUGUAAACUGAAAUAAACUGGCCUGCUGCUUGAGCAUUAGUGAGAUGUAUGUUUGAGAUGAGAAUGAAUGGAUGAUAAUUUGUCAAACAGCUGAAAUGAAUUAAAAUAGGGAUGAAUAAAUCCUUUAGGUCACUGAGAGUCUCUUUCCUAAUAUAUUAUUCCCUGUUUGUGUGUCCCGGCAUAUAAACAGUAGGUUACUUGAUGAAGGAACAUACUGGACUGUAACAGCCCUCUUCUACCCCACAGUCUCUAGAGACUCCUUCAUGUAAAAAUGGGGAAAUGUAAAAUGCCAAAAUGCUUUUUUUCUUUUCUUUUUUUCUAUGACAAUAAAACUGACCCCAUGGUUGCUUGUGAUGAGUACGCAAUAUUGCCACUAGUCUGUGGGAAAUAAGCCGUCUCCUCUUCUGGCACUGCCGCGAAGCAGCCGAUUUCUUCCAAAAUCAUUAACUGCCUCCAAAAAAUGUGUUUGAAGGAGAUUUAAAUUCCAUGUGAAUAACAACUUUUGGUUGGAUGAUUGAUUAGGAUUGUUUAUGAAGGAAUGCAUAUUGAAUUAGUGAAUGUUUGUAUUUAUGUAUUCGUAAAGCGUAGUAGGAGGUAGUAGCUACCGUAUUUUGAUUCUGUACAAUUCUUUUCUUAAAAAUCCCAUCAUCACCCAGAGGUGUAUUUAUUUGCUUUUGAAUUAAAUUAGAAGAAGGUGCAUUUGUUUUAGUUUCAGGUGAAGUUUUUGCCUGUUUUCUUUCUUUUUUUUCACUAUUUGUUGAAUUGAGUCAAAUAUUCCUUUCAUAGAAGUUGUCAUAGCAUUUCUUUUCUUCUGUUUUUCUGUCUGUGCCAGCACGUUAUAUAUGUUCAUUUAAAAAUAAAAACAAAAC